CGUCUGUAGCGACGGAGAUGGCGGCGACAGUGACGGAGGCUGCGGCCUCGAGCUCUGGAGAACCCCGAGAAGAGUCCGAAGCGCCCAGCCUCGCCUGGGAUGAGUCCCAACUGCGUAGUUAUAGCUUCCCGACCCGGCCCAUCCCGCGUCUGAGUCAGAGCGACCCCCGGGCGGAGGAGCUUAUCGAGAAUGAGGAGCCUGUGGUGCUGACAGACACAAAUCUUGUGUAUCCUGCCCUGAAAUGGGACCUUGAAUACCUGCAGGAGAACAUUGGGAAUGGAGACUUCUCUGUGUACAGUGCCAGCACCCACAAGUUCUUGUACUAUGAUGAGAAGAAAAUGGCUAAUUUCCAGAACUUUAAGCCCAGGUCCAACAGGGAGGAAAUGAAAUUUCAUGAGUUUGUUGAGAAACUGCAGGAUAUACAGCAGCAAGGAGGAGAAGAGAGGUUGUAUCUGCAGCAAACACUCAAUGACACCGUGGGCAGGAAGAUUGUCAUGGACUUCUUGGGUUUUAACUGGAACUGGAUUAAUAAGCAACAGGGAAAGCGUGGCUGGGGACAGCUGACAUCCAACCUGCUGCUCAUCGGCAUGGAAGGAAAUGUGACACCUGCUCACUAUGAUGAGCAGCAGAACUUCUUUGCUCAGAUAAAAGGCUACAAGCGAUGCAUUUUAUUCCCUCCGGAUCAGUUUGAGUGCCUGUACCCAUAUCCUGUUCAUCACCCAUGUGACAGACAGAGCCAGGUGGACUUUGACAAUCCUGACUACGAGAGGUUCCCCAAUUUCCAGAACGUGGUUGGUUAUGAAACAGUGGUUGGCCCUGGUGAUGUUCUUUACAUCCCAAUGUACUGGUGGCAUCACAUAGAGUCAUUACUAAAUGGGGGGAUUACCAUCACUGUGAACUUCUGGUAUAAGGGGGCCCCCACCCCUAAGAGAAUUGAAUAUCCUCUCAAAGCCCAUCAGAAAGUGGCCAUAAUGAGAAACAUUGAGAAGAUGCUUGGAGAGGCCUUGGGGAACCCACAAGAGGUGGGGCCCUUGUUGAACACAAUGAUCAAGGGUCGAUACAACUAGCCUGCCAGGAGUCGAGGCCUCCUGCCAGGUGACUGCUAGCCCGUCCACACCGCUUCAUUGAUGAGGACAGGAGACUCCAAGCGCUAGUAUUGCACGCUGCACUUAAUGGACUGGACUCUUGCCAUGGCCCUGGAGGCAGGUGUUUGGGGCAAGGCAGGGUGGUUGGCGCUCCACUCCCAUUUGGAGGGACUUCUUGCCCUUGCCUCUGUGCCCCAGCAUCUUCCCUCUCUGCCGCCCCCCCCCCCAAGGUCCUGCAUUCAGUGUGUGGAGUCCCAGCUUCUGGUUGUCAUCAUGUCUGUGUGUGUCAGUCUGUCACCCUCGGGAUGUGUGGGCGUGUGUGUGUAUGCACACGCAUGUAUGUAUCUGUUCCUUGCUUUCUCCUUCUGGGUCAGGAUGCCACUGCUGGCUCUCAGUCCUGUCUCCUGCAGCCUCAGUGCCUCAGCCUGAGAGGGAGGAGAUGGUCUUGGACACCCACUACUGGGCUGCAGGGCCAGAGUUCUCCUGACCGUCAGGUCAGUCUGCCUCUUUCCAGUUUUCACAGAGUCAGGCUCUAGGCUGGGUGGGAAUGGUUACUGGGACUCUUAACGGGGAGAGUGAGAGGGAGGCUUGCCUCUGAGACCCUAGAUAGCCUUCCUGUGAGAGAAUUAGACAGAUUUCCAACUUGGACCCUUAAGCUCAAGCCAUACAUAGAAAAGAGCCUUGGGACAUUAGAGCCAAGGAUUAUGCAUAAGUUCCAAAUUGCAGACACAUACAGCUUCUCUCUUUCAGCACCAGCUCUUGCUCCCUGUGCUGAGUGCCAAGGGAGUUAUCCUAGUAGUGGCUUCUCUAGGUUCUAGGGGUAUAAGCCUCUGUGUGGAUGUGUGUGUGAUAUGUGUGUCCGUGUGUGCGCGCACGCAUGCGUGUCCUUGUCCACACUGGCCUGCCUCUCUGCUUACUAAGUUUCUCCACUGCUUAACCUUGUCCAGUGGGACAUACAGUGUGAGCCCCAGGGAAGUACUGCCUGACCUAGCCUAAAGCUUUUAAACUCAGUUUUAGCCAUUGGACAUUGGUCAGGUCUCACUGCAACCUCCAGGUCCUGUGACCCUCCCAGCCCAGGCCACGUCCUCUACUCCUGCGGAGUUUCCUGGCCGAGUAAAUGAAAUGGGGUCAAGCUUAGGCAGCUAACUUACCACCUAUCAUCCACCUCAGGGCAAGGACAGAAAUACAGCCUUGCUUCUUAAAGCCAGCGCCUCUGCCAGACCCCACUAUAAUGUUCUACAAACACCCUUGAAAGUCAGGGCAACUGAUGAUGGAGCACAGAAGUGGAAUUUCUUUUCCUGUUCAUCAUUACUUGUGGGAACCCCUCUCAGGGCUGCAGCUUACAGCUGGGCACUGCACAACUCAAAGGGCCAUCGAUCACAUGAUUCAGGGGAACUGGGGCCACUGGAAUUGGGCAGUAUGGUGGCCCGGUGGCCCUGUGUCUCUUCACCUCCACUUCCAUCUCCAUGCCCCUUCUCUCUGGAAGGAAAGAGGAGUUGGAAAACUCUGGGUUUUUUCCUUUUUUUUUUUUUUUUUUUUUUUGCCAAAGGUUUACUUUCAGCAUCUGAGCUGUGGCUCUAACCCCCAAAGCUCAGUUUACAGUUAACAGCGCACUGAUGGACUGAGGAUGUAUGUGUAUGCAUGUGUGCACCUGUGUGUGUAUUUUGGGUAGGGGUGUUUAUUUUUAGUACCCCAUUCUGGGGUUCUCUUAUGCAGCGUGGGUGUGCAAACACGGUACCUUCUCAAGUGUAGUUCUUUCAAAUAUAGCCAAUGCUGGAAAAUGUGAUUGCAAUGAUCUGCAUCCCUCCAUCUCUUGGGAAAGAGGAGCGCAGCAAAGAAAACAAGGCAGACAGAGGAUAAACUUGACCACAAUCAAACUUUGAAAGAUAGCAGAUUAUUCUUGUUCUCCUUAGCGGGUCUGUUGCGUUCCUAGCUCAGCCCUCAAAGAUGUGGGUGAUGUGCAGCAGAAAGGUGUGUGUCACUCAGCUGAUCCUGGCUGGAUGCUGUGCUGACAGAGAUCUGACCUAAGGCGACCAAGGGGGAGGGUCCUUUACAGGAUUGGUCCUGACCCUUGGGUAAUAUAAUAGUGAACCUGAUUAUUAGACACU
This is a messenger RNA of Callorhinus ursinus (northern fur seal), 3193 nucleotides long. RefSeq names its product hypoxia inducible factor 1 subunit alpha inhibitor (gene HIF1AN). Gene Ontology annotation, cellular component: nucleus; cytoplasm. Gene Ontology annotation, biological process: negative regulation of Notch signaling pathway. Lineage: Eukaryota; Metazoa; Chordata; Mammalia; Carnivora; Otariidae. The record is from RefSeq and is a predicted model, not a curated record. Gene Ontology annotation, molecular function: ankyrin repeat binding; [protein]-asparagine 3-dioxygenase activity; peptidyl-histidine dioxygenase activity.